UUUAAAUUUGAUUUUUGUUUACGGUUUUUUUUACAAGCAAAGGAAGCAAAAAGCAAGUAAUUUACCUUUAUGAAUGAAGCAUGCUGUCUCUAACUAGCAGAACUAGCUUGUCUUAAGAGUUAGUUAUUUUACCAUUGUACCUGUGCCUACCAUUUAUGGUUUAAAAAGUUUUUUACUAAGAACUAAGAUGAGCCAUUUUCAAUACGUUACAUCUGAUAAAGUAUGUGAUAACUGCCAUAAAUUUUUGUCAGUAACUCCAGUCAAAGUAUAUCCAAACAGAAGAAUAAAAUGUGGCAGAUGUUCAACAAGCAAUGAUGAAGAAGAGGAUGGUGGUGUACAUUCUGUGUACAAUCAAAUUGCUACAAGAAUUUCUUUCGAGUGCAUUAACAAGUUUGAUGGUUGUACACAAUUAUUGCAAUCAUCGGAUGUGGUUGAACACGAAAAAAUAUGUUUAUCCAAAAUAUGCACCUGUCCUAUUUGUUUGGAAGAAAUGUUUACGUUUUUAAUAAUUCGCCAUUUUAAAGUAAAUCAUCCCGAAUCUUUAUUAGGAAAACCUCAUUUUCAAAUAACUGAUUUAAAGAAUAUAGAAAAAACAUUUUUAUACCAAUUAGAAUUUGAUUUGCUUUUUGUGAACUUUCGUGAUGUAUCUGAUUCGUUUGCGGAUAAUUUAAGGUGUUUUUCAUUAAACUUUCUAUUACAUUUGGGAAAAAAAGACUACAUUAAAAAUUUCAGUACAGAUUUCUUUUUCUUCGAGAAAAAUACUGAUAUUCUAGGCAAAACUAUUUGCACAAGAGGAAACACUUCAGUUACAUAUAAUAUAACUUUAAAUAUUACAUGUGAGUCAAAGUUGCUGGUAAUGUUUCAUUUAUAUUGUGACGAAUCAAAAAGUGCUGUAGUCAAUGUAAUACAACACAAAAUAAAUAAAAUAGAAGAAAAUAAUAAUUUGAAAUUUUUAACUCAAAAUAAUUCCGAUUUAAAAAUAUUUCAUAAACAGCUGGGAGAAUAUUUUAAAACUGUUUUAUUUCAGAAGCGUGAUAUUUUUGUGAAUGAAAAAUUUGAAGAAUCUGUUUCAGAUUUAGCGAUUACUGGAAAAGCAACAAUUUCUUAUACAAAAUUAGAUGAAAAAGUCACCAUUACAUUUAGUUGUUAUUAUUGCUCGUUAUUUUGUCCUUGUGGUUUUGAAGAUAAUAGUGAUAAAGUAUAUUUGAUUGGAAAUAAUGGUCAUUAUUAUACACUGUGUUUUGGAUGCCCUAAUAUAGACAAUUUAGUUACAAAAGAAGAUUUUACAUAUGACGAAUUAAGAGAAAUUAUGUUUUUUUGCACCUGGGGUUGUGGAACACUUUGUGGUUAUGAAGAGUUGUGUAUGCAUGAAAGAAAUUGUAAAAAACUAAUUUAUCAGAAAUGUCCCAUUCAAUCAUGUUUUCAUUAUUUGAAAUUAUACGCAAUUAAACAGCAUGUUGAAAACGAACAUUCAUUAGUAAUUUGCCAAUCAAUCGAUUUAUAUCCGGCAAAGAUUAAGGUAAAUUUAGAUAUUUCCAGAUCUACCAUAGAGCAUAUUGUGUUAAUAUGGUGUGUAUGCGUUCUUGUUAAAUUUAAAUGGGAACAACCAAAUUGGAUUAUCAGUUUAACUUGUGAAAUACCAGGUAUAAUAAUAAAAGCUAAAAUAUUUAAUUUGAAAAAAAAACUAAUAUCUGCAAUAAUUGAAAGUGGUUUAAUUCCACACAAUAAGGAAAUACAAGUACGUCUAUAUUGUUUAGAUACCAAAAAAGUUAUUUAAAAACAAGUGUUUAACCUCAAAUUGACAAAAAAGUGAUUGGGUGACCAAUUUAUUGUUUAACUUUUGAUCCAUUUUAAAUGCUUAGGUAUAUAUGUAUAUAGGUACUUUCAAAAGUAUUGGAUACAUCAAAAUAAUAAUUUCAUUCACCAUGAUUGUUAUUUUUUUUUAAUUAACACAUUUUACUUACUGGAAAUUAACUUACCUCUUUUUACUUAUAGGACAAUUUUUUUUAAAUUAAAUUAGAACACCCUGAACAUUUCGGCAUAAUCAAAAAGUACUACUGAAAAUAUCGAAUCGUCAAAUCAACUAUAUACUCGUAAUGCCAUUUAUAGAUCAUUAGAUUUUCCCCAAACAUUCAAAUCUUAUGGAAAUUGGUCAGUUUAUUCCUUCUUAUCUUAGGUAUUUUAGCAUAAAGUUAUCUUUCAACUACCUUGUCUUUUAUAAUAUUCUCCUUUAUUUUUUAUUGUCUUUGUUGAUAUCUUUUCCAUGAUUGUUUUUUCUACUUAACCUCUUUAAUUACGUUUUAGAAUAUGGGAAAGAACAUGAGGCUUUCAGAAUAUCCAAAAAUAUAGUGUGUAGGCUGGUUAAUUUUGAAUAAAAAAUCCUAUAUGCAAAAUUAGGUUUAUUAAUGUCUAAUAUUUUUAUGCUAUUAAGCAAAAGUAUAUAAUUAUAAUUUUUUACUUGCUUCUUUUUUAAAAAGUUUUUUUUCUCACUGC
Messenger RNA from Psylliodes chrysocephalus, 2493 nucleotides. NCBI's taxonomy places the organism in Eukaryota, Metazoa, Arthropoda, Insecta, Coleoptera, Chrysomelidae. The record is from the annotation of a GenBank genome assembly.